Messenger RNA from Symphalangus syndactylus (siamang), 5678 nucleotides. RefSeq names its product serine/arginine repetitive matrix protein 1-like. The record is from RefSeq and is a predicted model, not a curated record. Lineage: Eukaryota; Metazoa; Chordata; Mammalia; Primates; Hylobatidae.
UGGAUGAAACUGGAAAACAUCAUUCUCAGUAAACUAUCGCAAGGACAAAUUUUUUUUAUUUUUUAUUUGUUUUUGCACACAUGGCAAUCACAUUACACCUCUUUCCCCAGAUAUCUGGGAAAUGUAGUUAUGCAUUUGUCUUCCACAGAAGCAUAAGCUAAGAAGCUCAAUUCAUCAAGUAGCCUGGAAAGAUGAAAGGGGAAAGGAAGAGUAAACUCAGAACAUGUGGCAUAUGCUUAAGACACCAUACUACAUGAACCUCUAAUAACCUCCAACUCCAUCUGUCCUGUCAACAUGGUACCGCAAGCUCCUAAACACAAAAAUGGGAGAAGCUGGAUCUUAAUUCAGAAGUGACACGUCCAAGGAAAAGAACCCAUGGGCUUGUCUCACUCGAAUUCCAAAGGUUAGCUCUGGACAGAGGGCAGUUUGCUUCCAGAAGUGAUUCAGCUGUCACUAAAAAUCCUCAGAACAUUUUUAUCCGGAGGCACCACUAUUACAAUUAACAUUCUCACACCUCCCUGUGUCCCACUUCAGGAGUCUAAUGUGGAACCAGGAGUGUGUGCUACAGCCCCCACCUCUGCUACCUCGAAAACAAGCUGAAGGGUCUCAUCGUUAGGAGCUUCAAUGCAAGCUCCAUACUUCAGUUUCAGACAUAGAGGCAUUUUCUAAAGCCAAGGGCUCUUCACAAUGCCAGUAGGUAUUGGAAAAUUCCAGCAGGUGACUAACAUUAGAAGAGUCUCCUAUAGAUGUUUUGAGCCACUCAGGACUUGAAUUCUAGAUUAAUAAUUCAAUUCUUUUUUAAGAAAUAAGGGGGAAGCAACAGAAAAAGUUAUCAUAACUAUCAUCAAAUGCCUUUUCUAAAAUUAUUAUAUUACGUUUUUAAAGGGUAUUAUUAUAAAUGUUUUUAUGAGCAAUUUACCGGAAAAUUAAAGUCCUUUAGUUUAAAAAAUAAUUAUUUUAUCCCUCUAGCAAAGGAUCUUCUCCCAGCCAGUAGCUCUUUCAAACUAUGGGGCAUCAUUUGUUCACCGUGGCGAGCCGGGUCCAUGCGAGGAAAGUUGAUCUGAGAAUCAAUCUCUAGAAAGGGCGCUAAAUUGCUAGGUAAGAGCACCUACUAGAAAGUGAAUCAGCCAAAACUGAAGGGGGCAAGAGAGGCCACGCACUUUCAAAGUCAAAGACGUAUGUGGUUCUAGAAGUCCUCAGGGCUACACAUCAACUACAGGCCCUGUUAACUGAUUUUAAGUCAAUCUAAGCUGAGCUUCCAGGGGGUUCGAUCUCAACCCAACUGAGCUUUUCACUGUUAAUCCCAUCUUUUGGUUUCGAUUUUUCCCUUAGGUCUGCCGGCCCUAAAAGCCUUCAACCUUCAGCACUGGUGUUCCAAACCAACCGUGUGGUACACAGCCCUGUGUGGAUAACUUUAGUGAAGUAAAAUAUGUAAGCUUCCGGCAUGCACAUAUAAUAACGAGAUUCUGAAAAAGGGUUUUUAACAACAGUUAUGUCAGGAUGCUCAUGGCUCCCUGAAGUCCCUGAAAGCCUUGUUAAAUUAAAGAUUCGCUGUGGUUUUUUUUCCGCUUCAUUCCUACUUCCCAUGUUGCUUCUUGCCUUUCUUUUUUCUCUUUCAUUGUGUUGUAAAGAUGGAACUGAAUGACACCAGCCAUCAUUAAUAUCACCUAGAAUAUGGAAGAGUUUCAUUAAAACUGCUAACAUUCCCAGCAGUUUUAUGGACAGGGGAAGGUCGUCUUUCAGAUUAUAAAGUCACACAUCUGAUUUUGUAAGCUCAGGCAAUAAAGGUACACAGUGCAUUCACACUUGGAUUCCCAAGAGGGAGGAAUUCAACAGUAGCCUCAAGUCUACCUGGGUAAUGUCUCAUGAGGUCACUGCAAUGUCAUGAGAAUCCAGACCACAAUUUCUGUGGACUUCAAACACUGACUGGCUAGAAGCUAAACCUGCUACCCUUUGGAAAGUAUCUCCCAAAUCAGAAAGCUUCCCAUUUCACCCAAUGCCAAGAACUCCACUCUACCCUCCUGGAGGUUGAAAAUGCUAAUUAUAAGGUGAUGAUGUUUGCUUUUCCUUUCUAGUUGUGUGCCUUUAUGUUUUAAGUAUUUAAAAGGCAUAAUCACCUAGUGUGUAGGUUAAUUUCUUUCCGAUAUUGUAAUUUAUGCAACAUUAAUACUGGAUGCCAGCUCCAAUUUUCUUACUGCUUACACUCUGGGAGCCGACUUGCAUAUUCUGCCAACUCCAUUACAUCAUCUGAAAACCCAAACAUUUCCCAUUUUCAAAUCACUCUCAACUACCAGGCAUACUUACACAUUCUCUCUUUUUCUCCCUAGCUCACACACAUAAAGACUGGUACCCCUGAGGAGCAGAUGCUACAUCUGAGGUUAAAGUCUGCAAAUGCACAUAAUUUCUGGAAGCUAUUACUACUGCUGUGUUAGCUAAAGGAUGCCUCCAUCUCUGACCUUCCUUUUUCCAUUCAGACUGUUAUAUAACCUAGUGCCUGCGUGCAGGAUGUGAGUUGAGUGUUUGGGCCUUACCACCCCCCUCCCAUUAAAUCUUCCAGGAGGGAUAGACAGGGGCUGGUUCAAAGAAUGAGUUGCGGUGGGGGCAGAGGGUGGGCGGAAGGGGAUAUGGGUCAGCAGGUCAGCUGUGCAAGAUGUAUCCCACUCCUACUAUGGCCCUCUCCCCUUUUUGCUGAGCCUAAGGGGGCUGGUGGCACUGAAUGCUCCAGCGUUACAUAAUUUGCAAGAACAGCAAGUUACGGAUUUGCUAGUCGGUUCUGCAGCCUGCCACCCUGAUCGCUCGCAAGAACACCUUCUGGCAAGAAUGACACCUGAAGAUGUUAAUAACACACGGUGUGGGGGGCGGGGGUCAAGAAGGAGAAGGGUGGCAGCACAAACCAAAAAUUAGUGCAGCUUCCUAAAUACUAUGUCCCCCGUUCCAAAAAAAAAAAAGAAAAAAAGCCCCAGAAACACAUGAAGGGGAUUUUCUCCAGUGUUUCUGAUUAACCCUGUUACAUAACCCGCUCGCAUUCCAAAUCCACCGUCUCAGGGUCUAAAUAUACUCUUUGCAGCCAAAAGCUCCCCGCACACAAACUCACCGAGCUAGCGGCAGGUCCGGUCCCCCAGCCCUCAUCCCCUUCCCUUUUGUCCCAGCCCUCGAUGCCCCCCUCCCGCUGAAACCGCGGUUCGGCGCAGUCACCCUUUGGAAAUCGCCUUUAAUUAAAUGUUUUUCGCGUGUGUCAUCCUGAUGGCUUUUACUGUACUCGAAUUCCGUGAAUGGGAAAGCGCCUGGACAGGGGGUGUGGCUAAGGUGGUGGUGGGGGGGGGGAUACUGUAAAACAGCCAGCACAUGAUCAGCCAUAUUCCUACCUCCAACUAUAACAUCGAGAGGAAGGGAGCAGUUCCUGGGGCCCCCAUUCGCCUCUACCCAGCCCUCCCCAACCGCCGCCAGAAGCCCAGUGCAAGAGGAGGGGGCGCGCUGGGCCGGUGCCCAAGCCGGGGCUGGAGAAACCCUCUCCGUCCCCAGCUCCGGGCGGCUCGCUCGAGCCCGCUUCCUCCGGAGUGACAGGCGUGAUUUAUACAUUAUUUACAACAGUAAUUAAAGCUGUAGCUUCCUCCUGUUCUUUGCAAACUCCAGGCGCAUUCAAAUAAAUAAUCCCCCACUCUCGAGAAAAACCCACAUCAGGUUCCAAUACCUUUAAGAAAGAGUGAGCUUUCCUCAACAGCUUACUUUAGGAAAGGAGGGAGCAACUGAGUCCCCCCCAUCCCCCCCACCACACGCACACACAGACCAAACACCAAAAUGAAGAGUAAAAAUCGCCAGGGGAGGAGAAAACAUCUCUUGCACUAUCCAACCAGCAUGCAACUUGCACUGACCAUCCCCAGGUUCCUGCAGAAACGCUUGGAACCUCCGAGAGGGAAGGAUUCCCAGAGCAGAAAUAAGUUUGGGUGCUUGCUUUUGUAGACGCUCCCUCCGAAUGCGCGUGGAGCGCCCCACAGGACCGCCGCCCUCUGCGCGUUGGCGCGCACACGCCCCCCGCCAGCCUGGGCGCCGGGCUCCGAACCCCCGGUCUGCAAACUUGCGCAUCUCCCCUCGCCGCGCCCGCCAGACAACUUGGCGAACAGCUCGCUCGCCCGCACCCCGCUUCCUUCGGCCCUUCCUUCAAAUCCCAAACGCACCGCCGUGCUCCAGAGGUGUCCACGUCGCCCCCAGACCCCGGAGCGCCCCCUCUCCACCCCCGGGGCUUCCCAGGUCGCUCACUCCUCCCGCCCCCCGCCCAGAUCUGAGAGGGACCGAAAACACACCCCCGACUCGGGCAGCCAGGGCCGAAACUGUCAAGAGGAGAAAAGAGAUCGCUGGAGAUGGCGAGCUCCGAGACUCCCUCUAUCUUCUGUUUUCAGAGCAACUCUAUGGUACCAAAAAAAAAAAAAAAAAAAAAAAAAAAAAAGGAGAAGGCGACCGGCGAGAGCAGGAGGGAGAGAGCAGGCGGCGGCGGGCGGGCGAGCGAGAGCGCGAGGGAGCGCGCGGAGUGUCUGGGUGGACGUGUGUGUGCGCCCGAGAGGGGACAAGAGGCGGGUCUGGCCACAGGCAGCGCUAGCGAGAGCUUCUCCAGCCGGCCCCCACACCCACAUUCCCCACCCUCCAGACCCCAGACCGAGAGCCACAGACUGGCUGCCAAUUUUGGGAGGUGGGGAAAAGAGGGGAGGAGGAGAGCAGAGCCUCCUGCGCCCCAAUCCUCCCCUCUCCCCAGCCCAGGGACAGAAAUUAAAAUCGGUGAGAUGAUUCCAUGCCUACUUCUGAGACUCUCCCGGGAACAGAACUCGUCCCCAUCCGCUGCCAGCUUGGGAAGAGACAAAUCCGAUUGUCCACGUUGGGAAAUCGCAGGUAGCCCCCUGCCAGCCCUGCCCAGGGCUGAGGAGAAACUAAAAAGGAAUUAGAACGGGGCUGACAUCCCAAGGAAGGCGGAGGAUGGGAGGACGUGGCACUUUUUACUUUUGGAUGGGACGGCCAGUGGGUUUCCAAUCUUGGUUAAAGACAUCUGUGUCUAAAACAGAUUUUGUGAAUCUAGAAGCGCCAUGGACAGUUUCUGGCAUGGUUGAAAGAGGUCGCUUUCAGCUCCUUUGCUGUUUGUCCGCGAAGGGUCCAGAAACCAUUUGGCAGGGCAUUUUCUACUGAAGAAAACUUUGGCCUGUUUGGUCGAUGACUAUCUAAGCUGGAUAAAACAUGCCACGCUGCAUCUAGCUCAAGCGUGGCUGCUAAUUGUCAAUUCCCACUGGUACUUUUCCUAUUAAAUGUACAGCCUCAUCCAUAAAAGGUAGAUAUACUGGAGAGGCAUUACUAAUGCCCGGAUAACAUUCAGAUAAUUAACAGCUCCUAAUAAUUCGUAUUAUUAUAGGCAUCAUUCUACACCCUCCUCCCAUUGAAAUACAUUCAUCCCCUAGUAGGUACCUAAAACUCCAGGAAAGCAGAUAAUUGCAUCAUUGUUACCUUGACCCCAAAUUCCAAGAUGAAGGAAUUGAAAGAAUACAAGUUGAAAGAAUGGAAAAUAUUUCAAUGGUAGUAGCCUGAUUUCUCUGCCUUCAUACUCAAUCUACCACUUUCUUUUGCCUGCGAAGACACUGUGGAAAUACGCCCCACCUUCCUUUCAAAAGGAUCCAAAAUUUUGACAAUAAAUAAUAUUA